AUGUGGGCCCCACCCGCGGCGUCGCCGACGGGGGCGAUUCCCUCGCUCCGGCCGUCGCGGGCGGCGGCGGUCCGCGUCCUCGUCACGCUGCCUGCCGCCGCGCGGCCGCAGGAUCAGCCGCGGCGGCGGCUCUGUCUCGCGGUACCGCCGCCCGCUCCGGAGAUGGCCUCUGCGGCUGCAGAAGGGGAGGGGGAGGAGGAGGAGGAGGAGGAGGAGGAGGACGUGGUGGUGGUAGAAGGGGACACGGAGAUGAAGAAGGCGGUGGAGAUGGACGCGGCCGUGAGGCGGGAGCUGGCGAUCCGGAGGCUGCGGGAGGAGGCCGAGGCGGAGGCGAACGAGGCGGGGACGAGGAGGGGGAGGAGCAGGAGGGAUUUCGCCGUGUUCGAGACCGCCAGGGGCGACGCGCUCUUUACGCAGUCGUGGACUCCGGCCGCCGCCGAUCGCCUCAAGGGCGUUGUUGUAUUGUUGCAUGGUCUAAACGAGCAUAGUGGAAGGUACAACCAUUUCGCAAAACUGUUGAAUGAUCAAGGGCUUAAAGUUUAUGCCAUGGACUGGAUUGGACAUGGUGGAAGUGAUGGGGUUCAUGGAUAUGUUUCGUCGCUUGAUCAUGUUGUUGGUGACUUGAAAGAAUUUCUGGAGGAUGUUGUAUUGGAGGAAAACCGUGGUUUGCCGUGCUUCUUAUUUGGGCACUCCACAGGUGGAGCUAUUGUUUUGAAGGCCGUGCUGGAUCCUUUUGUAGAACUUCAUGUAGAAGGUGUGGUCUUAACGUCGCCAGCUAUUCAUGUUCAACCAUCUCAUCCAAUCAUCAAAGUUGUUGCACCAAUAUUCUCCAUGCUAGCUCCAAAAUACCGAGUCAGUGCUUUGCAUAAGAGAGGACCUCCUGUUUCACGCGAUCCAGAGGCUCUGAAGAUUAAAUAUUCAGAUCCCCUUGUGUAUACUGGACCAAUUAGAGUCAGAACUGGCAAUGAAAUACUCCGGAUAUCAUCAUUUUUGCAAAGAAACUUGAGCAGAGUUACUGUCCCUUUUCUUGUUCUACAUGGUACAGCUGACACAAUAACUGAUCCGAGAGCGUCAGAGCGAUUAUACCAAGCAUCAAUGUCAACAAAUAAAUCAAUAAAAUUGUAUGAUGGAUAUUUACAUGAUCUUCUCUUUGAACCUGAAAGGGAUGAUAUCGCAAAUGAUAUCAUCAAUUGGUUAAGCACAAGACUUGAUGUUCUUCAGGGAUGGUGA
Messenger RNA from Miscanthus lutarioriparius, 1230 nucleotides. Lineage: Eukaryota; Viridiplantae; Streptophyta; Magnoliopsida; Poales; Poaceae. The record is from the annotation of a GenBank genome assembly.